Marmota flaviventris (yellow-bellied marmot) is the source of this 1530-nucleotide messenger RNA. The record is from RefSeq and is a predicted model, not a curated record. NCBI's taxonomy places the organism in Eukaryota, Metazoa, Chordata, Mammalia, Rodentia, Sciuridae.
AGGGUGGCUGAGCUGUGAGUGCGCGCCCGCACGCGGGGCCACGACUGGCUCCGGCUCGAGACCGCUGGGCGCCCGGGGGCGCGCACGUCCCUCCCCGCCCUCCCACCGCCGCCCGCCCUCCUUCGCUCGCGCUCCCCGCCCGCAGCCAGCCGCCCUCCGUCGGUUCUUUCGUUAGUCCGCGGUUGUCUCUGGAGCUACCCGUCCUCGUCUCAGAGCUUGCGACUCACGGACAGGCGUUCUCGGCGCAAAGAGGCCAGACUCGGAGUCGUCGUCUGAGCUUUUCAUCUGGGAAGUUCAAGGUACUUUAUACAACUUUGGUCACAGGCCGUGCAUUUUGCAGCACAUUUGUAAGCUAUGGCUGCCAUCAGGAAGAAAUUGGUGAUUGUUGGUGAUGGAGCAUGUGGCAAGACAUGCUUGCUCAUAGUUUUCAGCAAGGACCAGUUCCCAGAAGUGUAUGUGCCCACAGUGUUUGAGAGCUAUGUGGCAGAUAUUGAAGUGGAUGGAAAGCAGGUAGAGUUGGCUUUGUGGGACACGGCUGGGCAGGAAGAUUAUGAUCGCCUGAGGCCCCUCUCCUACCCAGACACUGAUGUUAUACUGAUGUGUUUCUCCAUUGACAGCCCUGAUAGUUUAGAAAACAUCCCAGAAAAAUGGACUCCAGAAGUCAAGCAUUUCUGCCCCAAUGUACCCAUCAUCCUGGUUGGGAAUAAGAAGGAUCUUCGGAAUGAUGAGCACACAAGGCGGGAGUUAGCCAAGAUGAAGCAGGGGCCAGUAAAACCUGAAGAAGGCAGAGAUAUGGCAAACAGGAUUGGCGCCUUUGGGUACAUGGAGUGUUCAGCAAAGACCAAAGAUGGAGUGAGGGAGGUUUUUGAAAUGGCCACGAGAGCUGCUCUGCAAGCCAGACGUGGGAAGAAAAAAUCUGGGUGCCUUGUGUUGUGAAACCUUGCUGCAAGCACAGCCCUUAUGCGGUUAAUUUUGAAGUGCUGUUUAUUAAUCUUAGUAUAUGAUUACUGGCCUUUUUCAUUUAUCUAUAAUUUACCUAAGAUUACAAAUCAGAAGUCAUCUUGCUACCAGUAUUUAGAAGCCAAACCAUGAUUAAUAAUGAUGUCCAACCUGUCUGACCUGCCAGAGUUCUUCUGACACUGCUCUAACAGCCCUCUCUGCACUCCACCUGACACACCAGGCGCUAAUUCAAAGAAUUUUUUAACUUCUUGCUUCUUUCUAGAAAGAGAAACGGUAACUUUUGUGAAUUAGGCUGUAACUACUUUAUAACUAACAUGUCCUGCCUAUCAUCUGUCAGCUGCAAGGAAAUCUGGUGAGUCAUCACUUUGGAGCUUUACUCCUCAGCCAAUUUCAUUGGCAUAGCUCUGGGGUGGGCAUUUAGUUGUUUGAAAGUGUACUCAGCCAGAAAGGCCCAAGUCCAUGCAGCUGUGGCAGAGUUACAGUUCUGUUACUCUGUUAGUUACCUUAUAGUUACUGUGUAAUUAGUGCCACUUAAUGUAUGUUACCAAAAAUAAAUAUAUCUAUCCCAGA